AUGGCGUCAGUAGAGAUGUUGCAGGCGCGGGUGGCGACGCUCGAGGACGAGCUCCGCGCGUCGCGAGCGGAGGCGGAGAGGCUGGCGCUGGAAGCACAGCAGGCGUCGCAGUACCAGGAGCAGAGAUACGAGACGCUGCUGCAGGAGCUGCAGUCUCUGACGUCCGAGCGCGACAAGCUCGCGACGGAGCGCGCCGAGCAGGCGGAGGCUGCCAGCCAGGCGCGCAGUGAGGUUGCGAGCCUGCAAGUGGACAAGGCCGAGGUCGAGCGCGCGCACGAACUGGCCAUGCGGGAGCGGGACGAGGCCGUCGGACUCAACAAGAGGCUCGAGAAGCUCCUGGAACAGCGCAGGACCGAGCUCACGGAGCGCGAUCGCGCAACCGACCAGCACCUCCAGCGCGUGCACGCCCUGACGACGGAGAAGGCGCAGAUCGAAGAGGCGAUGCGGGCCGCGCAGGGCAAGGCCAGCGAGGCGGACGCCCGGGCCUGUCGCGUCGAGCAGGAGCGGGCCCUCUUUGAGAAACACAACAAGUGGCUGGAGGACGAGCUGAGCGCGAAGAACGAGUCCAUCAUGAAGCUGCGGAAGGAGUCGGCCGCGGAGAUCCAGCAGCUGCGCGCGGCCCAGUCGGACCUGGAGUCGGACAAGGCGCGCCUGACUCAGGACAACGCCCAGCUCCGGCACAAGCUCGAGGCCGCGCAGAAGGCCGCGGACGCCGCGGAGUCGCAGCUCCGGCGCCUGCGCGAGCAGGUCGCGGAGCGCGAGGAGCACUUCGCCAAGGAGCUGAGCGUGGCGGAGCGGCUGGCGGAGAUCGGGAAGGAGGACGGGCGGGACCUGCGGGCGAAGCUCAAGGAGCGGGAGUCCACGAUCGAGGGUCUGAAGGAGUCCAUCCGGCGCAUGGAGGCGGCGUCGAAGCAGCAGCUGGAGCACCAGAAGGUGGUUGCGUCCGAGGCGAACUCGGAGGUCUCGCGCCUGCGCGAACAGCUCAACUCCCUGAUGUCGGGCGCGGGGAUGUCUCCGCUCCCCGGCGGCGCGACGCCGGGCACCGCGCCGCGCACGCCCGGGUCGGCGCUGCGCGGGUCCCCCGGGGGAGUCCCCGCCACGUGGGCCUCUCUGUCCGACUUCGAGAAGUUCGAGGCCGCGCAGGCGCUCGAGGAGCGGUACCGCCGCGAGAGCCGCGAGCGCCGCCGCAUCGAGCAGCUCAUGAACGAGGUCAUCGAGUCGUUCGAGCACAAGGUGCCGCAGAUGGCCGAGCAGCGCCGCGUGCUGCAGGAGCUGCGCGAGCGCAACGCGCGGCUGACCGAGCAGCUCCAGGUCGCGCAGGCCGAGCGGCGGGCGUCCGAGGCGCAGCGCGCGCAGCUCGGGGAGCAGGCGCGCAUCGCCGCCAAGCGCUCCGAGGACCUCUCGCGGCAGGUGGAGCGCCUGACGAUGCGCGUGACGACGCUGCAGGGCGGCCGCGCGGCGCUCCCGGCGCGCGAGGCGCUCGCGGCGGCCGCCGCGGACCCCGACGUCCUGACGGCGGAAGAGGUCAUCUCGGAGCGCCUCGUCGAGUUCGAGGACGUCGCGCACCUGCACCGCAUCAACGCGCACCUGCUGACCGUAGCGCGGCAGCUGAGCGAGCAGUGCGAGGCCACGCGGGCGUCCGUCGAGGCGUCGCUGCGCGACCAGCACCAGCAGGAGCUCGAGGCGGUGCGCGUGGAGCUGGAGCAGCUCAGGCGGAGCCGCGAGGAGCAGGAGAGGCUGGUGAAACAGAUUGUCAACCAGCGGGACCUCUUCAAGUCGAUGCUGACGUCGGCGGUCGGCGGCGACCGCGGCGCGGACGCCGCGAGCGUUGCGGUGCUGGCAAACUACCGGCCGGAGGACGCGGGUGCGCGGGGCGGCGCGCAGGGCGGCGGCGGCGGCGGCGCGGGCGCGAGCGGGGCCGCGGAGCGCGCCGGGGACGGCGUGGACUACAAGGCGCUGUACGGGGACAAGGAGCGGGAGCUGCAGAUGGUGCAGGAGGAGUCCGCGCGGAACGUGUCGAUGCUCAAGGUGGAGCUCGGGUCGGCGCGGGACCAGGCGACGGCGGCGGUGCGGCAGGCGGAGCAGGCGCGCGCGGCGGAGCAGUUCGAGCGGUCGCGCGUGGACCGGCUGCAGGAGCAGACGGCGGGGCUGCGGCAGCAGCUGGCGCUCGCGGAGGCGCGGGUGUCGGAGCAGAUGCAGCACAACCUGAAGAUGGAGGCGACCCUCAAGGAGCUGAACGCGCGCGUCGAGGCGGCGGAGGCGGCGUCGCGGUCGGACCGCCAGCGCGCGGCGACGCUGGAGGCGCGCAUCGAGGUGGUGCAGGCGUCGGAGCAGCGGCACGCGCAGGAGGCGUCGGGGCUGCUGGAGGCCAAGCACCGGCUGGCGGCGGAGCUCGAGGCGGCGUCCAAGGUGCACGCGUCGCAGCUCGGGGACGCGCGGGACGACCGCGUGCGCCUGCAGGCCGAGGUGGCGCGCUUACAGCAGGAGUGGGGACAGGCCAGUAAGGAGCUCGCCGAGCAGCGGUCGCGCGCCGACUCGGAACUGUCCAAGCUCCAGCUCGAGCUCUCGCGCGCGGAGAACAAGGCGGACCAGGCGCAGGCCGACGCGUCGCGCGCGCGCAAGGACCUGCAGGACGCGGACGCGCGCGCGCGCAAGGCCGAGUCGACGGCGCAGGUCCUACAAGACAAGCUCCUCGCCGCGGAGAAGCGCGCCGCGGGGCUCCAGAUGCGCGUCGAGUCGCUGGCGUCGGCCUCCCUCGCGUACGGCGCGGCGGGCGGCGAGGCGCCGGCCGGCGCGGGGGCGGGCGGCGGGGAGCUGGAGGCGGAGCUGCGGAGCCAGAUGGCGCGGCUGCGCGCGGAGCUGGAGGCGGCGCAGGAGGCGGCCGCGGCGGCGCAGGGCAACGCGAAGCAGUACCAGGCGCUGGCGGCGUCGGCGGACGAGGCGCUGCGGCGCGUCGAGGCCGACCGCGGGCGCGCGGCGUCGGUGCACGCGGCCGCGCUGGCGUCGGCCGACCAGCGGAACGCGCAGGCGACGCGCGAGCUGGAGCAGGCGCGCGAGGACCUCGGCGAGCUGCGGCGCCGCCUCACGGAGGUGCAGGGCGAGCUCGAGGCCGCGCGCGCGGAGGCCGCCAGCGGGAACGGCGCGCUGAAGAAGGAGGUGGCCGAGCUGAGCGCGGCGCGGGCGCGGGCGGAGGAGCAGCUCGCGGCGGUGCGGAAGGACGCGGACCAGCACUUCGCGCAGUGGCGCGCGAGCAAGCAGAGCUACGACUUGGAGGUGGUGCAGCACGCGCAGGACAUCCAGAAGCUCGCGCAGCUGGAGGAGCAGGCGGCGGCGGUGGAGGCGCGUGCGCGGGAGGCGCGCGCGGAGCUCGACCGCGUGCUGGCGGAGCGCGACGAGCUGCGCACGGAGCGGGCGCGGGCGGCGGCGGCCGCGGAGGAGGCGGCGGGCGCGCACGCGCGGCGCGAGGCGGAGCUCAAGGCGCGCAUCGAGGGCAUGGCGCAGGAGCUCGAGGCGGCGGCGGCGCGCGGCGGGGCCGCUUCGGGGGAGUCUGGGCACGGCGAGGCCAGCCAGGUGGUGCACUACCUGCGGCGCGAGAAGGAGCGGGUGGAGGCGGAGCUGUCGCUGGCGCAGCAGCAGCGCGCGCGGCUCGAGCAGCAGGUGCGCGCGCUGCGGCAGGAGGUCGCGGAGCUGCGGGCGCUGCAGGCGGACGCGGCGGAGCGCGAGCGGCGCGCAGCGGAGGACAGCGAGGCGCACCAGCGCGUCGUGGCGCAGGCGGAGCAGCUCAACUUACUCCGCGAGAGCAACAACGCGCUGCGCGCGGAGAGCACGAAGUCCGCGGAGCAGCUCGCGGCGCUGCGCGGGCGCGUGGCGGAGCUGGAGCGGCAGCGCGAGCCGCUGCGGCGGGAGUUGGCGUCGCUGCGCGCGCGCGGGGAGGCGCACGCGGAGGAGCUGCGCGUGGCGCGCGAGGACGCGGGCCGCUGGGAGGCGCGGGCGAACCAGCUGCUGUCGCGCACGGGCAAGGUCGACAAGGCUGAGCACGACCGCGUGUGCGCGGACCUGGAGGCGGCGCGGAAGCGCGUGGCGGAGCUGCAGGCGCUGCGCAGCGGCGCGGCGGAGGAGCUGGAGAAGGAGCUCAAGAAGAAGAACGAGGCGUACGGGAAGAUGCGGGACAUGAUCGUGGGCAUUGCCAAGGCGAUCAAGGUGCCGGUGAAGAAGAUGCAGACGGCGGAGUGGCAGGAGGAGUACGUGGCGAGCGCGGGCGCGGCGGCGCGGGAGCGGGAGCUGCAGGGCAAGGUGGAGGAGGCGGAGCGACGGGCGGCGGAGGCGGGCGGGAAGGUGACCGAGGCGCAGAAGGAGGCGCAGGCGGCGCGGGCGGCGGCCGCGCGCAUGCAGGCCGCGCAGCAGCGGAUGCAGCAGCAGCUGCAGCAGCUGCAGGCCGCGCAGCAGCAGGGGGCGCAGCCCGAUCAGCCGGCGGCCGCGCCCGCGCGCCCCGACAAGCGCCCCCGCGAGGAGCCGGGGGCCGAGGAGGAGGCGCCGCCCGCGACGGCGGCAGAGGAGGGCGACAGGGCCGCAGCGGAGCCCGCGGCGAAACGCGCGAAGCCCGACGAGACCCCCGGCGACGAGCCCGCCGCAGACACGCCGAUGCAGGAGCCCGAGCGGCCCGCGGAAACAGAGCCGCAGCAGGCGCAGGCGCAGGCGGAGCCGACGCCGCAGGAGGGUCCGAGCCAGUCCGGCGAGGCGCCCGCAGGCGCCGCGGAGGAGCAGCAGCCUGCGGCGGAGCAGCAGGAGGCCGGCGAGGCCCCGGGCGAGGAGAAGCAGCCCGCGGCCGCGGCCGAGGAGGCGCCGGCGGCGGAGAUGGAGCUCAAGGCGCAGGGGGCGUCCGCGGGGGCGCAGGCGAUCCAGAAGGCCUUCCGGGACCAGCUCGCACAGGCCGCAACCACCACGCCGCGCGCGGAGGGCUCCGAGGCCGCGGGCGCGGCGGCGUCGAGGCCCGCGGCGAAGCCCCCCAAGCCGAUCGAGUGGCGCCCGGACGUGCGCGCGAACAUCGUGGGGCGGUUCGCGCCGGACGCGGAGGGCGCGCCGGCGGCGGCGGAGGGCGCGGCCGCCGCGGCGCCGCAGCCGCAGGCGUCCCCGCAGGACCCCGUCGCGGCGCCGCGCCGGCCGAGGGCGGGGCUGCGGCGGCGGCGGGACCUCCCCCCUCCCAGCACUUCCACAGCACAAUCCCUGAACCACGACAGCAUGGGCGACCUUCCGCGCGACGUCCGGCAUUGGCGGGCGUCCCUCGACGCCCAGCGCGCUGGCCCCAAGGCUGAGCAGCAGUAUCUGGUGGGCACGCAGCCUCCGAGCACGUCCGUCUCGGCGGACGGGACAGUCGACAACUCCUAUGGCACGCUGCUUCCCGGCCCCGCGAUCGCGGGCCCGCGGCCGGCCGCGUCCGUGCCCCAGCUGAUGGUGCACCCUGUGGACGAGGGCGCCCUGUGGGGCCGGGACGGUCUCCGCCGCGCGCCGACGUCGCAGCAGGACCGCACGACGCCCGCCAAGGAGGCCAUGGCCGCCCUGGGCAUCGUGCCGCAGCCCGGCUGGACAGUCGCGCCCGGCCCGGCCGCGCCCGUGAUGCGCCAUGGCAAGACGUGCGUGGGCUGCGGGGCCGCGCUGCCGUCCGUGCAGGACUUCUCGCUGUGCACCAAGUGCCACAGCAUGCUCGUCCCGCUCUCCGAGGUCGGCGGCCGCCCCGUCCAGCAGCCCCCCACGCCCGUCUCGGUGCCGCCGCCCGUCGUCAUCGACACCCAGGUGCAUCUCGUCGCCAAGCAGGCCGGCAACGGCAACCCGUACAGGCCGGCACGCAAGCGCCGCACGCGCCGCAAGCAGCGCCCGCAGGCCGCCGCGUCGGACGCCCAGGGCAGCGACACCAGGCAGCCCUCCCUGCAGUCCGCGCCGGGCGACCCGGGCCGCGUCGUCGACCCCCGGGCUCCGGCGACCAACUCCCGCCACAUCUCCGCCAGUGGGGCGAGCGCCUCGCCGCUGCCGCGUAGCUCCCUGGAGCGCCGCGGCUCGGCGACGAACGCUUUGUUCGCGGACUACCCGCCGGCGUGGGCCCGCGGCAGCGAAAGCAGCACCACGUCGCCGCCGCCGCUGCAUGCCGCGGCGUCCAUGCCGCCCGGCAGCCGCGCGCCGGGGCCGCACAUGACGGCGUACGGGCCGGGCGCGGCCGCGCUGGGCCUCGCGGGCCAGGCGGGCCAGCCCGUGGGGGGGCCGCAGCCCUCGCAGCAGGAGGAGCUGCUGCGCAUGAUGCUGUCGGCGGCGCUGGACCUGGACAGCGACUGA
Pedinophyceae sp. YPF-701 is the source of this 6324-nucleotide messenger RNA. The record is from the annotation of a GenBank genome assembly. NCBI's taxonomy places the organism in Eukaryota, Viridiplantae, Chlorophyta, Pedinophyceae.